AUGGUGAAAAAAGGUAUUGUUCUAGGACACAAGGUAUCGCAACAAUGGCUAGGAGUUGAUAAGGGAAAAAUUGAGGUAAUUGAGAAAGUGCCCUCUCCAAUUUCAAUAAAGGGUAUUCGCAGCUUCUUGGGGCAUACAGGAAGGGAAGAUGCCGAGCGUGAGGUCAACAUAGACGACUCCUUCCCCGACGAACAAGUGUUUGCUAUAUCUCUCAAACCUACACCAUGGUAUGCAGAUUUUGCAAAUUUCAUUGUGAGUGGAUUGAUGCCGGAUGAGCUGACCUUUUACCAACAAAAGAGAUUCAUGUUCGACGUUAAAAAGUACUUUUGGGAUGAACCAUAUUUGUUUCGAGAAUGUAUUGACCAUGUUACUAUGAGGUGUGUUCCGGAAGAAGAAGCGGUAGAAAUUCUCCAUGCUUGCCAUGCAUCUCCAGUGGGAGGUCACCUUAGUGGUAUUCGUAGUGCCGCUAAAAUUCUCCAAAGUGGUUAUUACUGGCCGUCCUUAUACAAGGAUGCACAUGAAUUUACGAAGAAAUGCUCUCAAUAUUAUAUUUCCAAAUGGAUGGAAGCCAUCACUCUUCCAAACAAUGAAGGAAAAAAUGUUGUCCAAUUUCUGAAACGCUAUAUCUUCACAAGAUUUGGCACUCCUAGGGAAAUCAUUAGAGAUGGGGUGUCCCAUUUUUGCAAUAGAUGGUUUUCAAUGGCACUAAGCAAAUAUGGGGUGAAACACAAGAUGUCAACCCCAUAUCAUCCCCAAAUAAGUGGCCAAGUCGAAGUGUCAAAUCGGGAAAUCAGAAGCAUCCUGGCAAAGACAGUAAAUGCCAACAGAACUGACUGGUCUAGGAAACUCGAUGAUGCACUAUGGUUAGAACACAAAGCAUUGUGGGCAUUGAAAGCUUUAAAUUUGUACUGGUCAAAAACUUCAAGGGAGAGGGUAGAGCAGUUGAACAAACUGGAUGAAUUUAGACUAAGAUCGUAUAAAAGUUCAGCCAUCUACAAAGAGAAGUUGACGAAAUGGCAUGAUGCUCGGAUACUCAAGCGGGAUUUCAAGUGUUUCAAUCUUCUCUUUGUCGACACCAAUGACAUGACUAAAUCAAAUGCUGUGGAGAGAAUAAAACCUGCCCAAGAGAAGUCAAAAGGGAGUGCGAUAAAUGAGGAGACAACUACGUCGAAAGGCAAAGCUACGAAACUGACCACAACUACUGGGAAAGGCAAGGGCAAAAGGCACACUUCUGCCAGCAAGACCAUUACCCUGGACCCUAAUAUUCCAUCAUAG
Molecule: messenger RNA, 1275 nt
Organism: Solanum verrucosum
Lineage: Eukaryota; Viridiplantae; Streptophyta; Magnoliopsida; Solanales; Solanaceae
Exons: 5
Coding region: 1-1275 (424 amino acids)
Biological process (GO): DNA integration
Molecular function (GO): nucleic acid binding
Source: RefSeq, a predicted model, not a curated record